Messenger RNA from Pipistrellus nathusii (Nathusius's pipistrelle), 1563 nucleotides. NCBI's taxonomy places the organism in Eukaryota, Metazoa, Chordata, Mammalia, Chiroptera, Vespertilionidae. The record is from the annotation of a GenBank genome assembly.
AUGGAGGAGGAGUGCGCUUGCCUCUGCUGCUUGGGCCUUCCGCAGGGAUGCCAGGGUCCCCAGCACCACCGGGGACCAGCUGAGAUGGCGGCAGCCGACAGCAGGCCGGCCCCGGCCCCUGGAGAGCAGCACGCGGCUGCCAACACGGCGGUGGCUGGGUCCUCUGCGGGCAGGGGCGGGACCAGGAGCCCCGCGGCACCCGUCCUGUCCCCGCGCUGCUGCUCGCUGCAGGACCUGCCUCCGGAGCUGCUGGUGCAGAUCUUCGCCUCGCUCCCCGGCACCGACCUGGCUCGCGUGGCCCAGACCUGCACCAGAUUCCGCCGCCUCCUGCACGUGGACAGCAUCUGGAGGCGGCGCUGCCGGGAGGAGUACGGCUGUGGCGGAGACUGGCGGGACCUGGAGACGGUGGGCGUGUCAUGCCGAGAACUCUAUGCGGAGCUGCUCCACCCUUACAGGCACGUGUUGGGACUGUGGCAGCCGGAUAACCAGCCCUACGGAGGACUGCUGGGGGUGGCGGUGCACGGCCUGUGCAUCUUCGGUUGGACGUACCUGCCACUCCACGACCCCUCGGUGUGUGACGCGAUGAAAUUCAAGCCCGCGUUCAGGAUUAGCCUGACGGGGCGGACGCGGGUGGCGGUGGAGUGCCUGCUGGGCCGCCGGGGGCCCCACGGCUGCCGCUACCGGAUUGGGAAGGACGGGUUCUGCACCCAGUGCCGCCUGCCCGGCCACCACAGGAUCUCUGACUGGAGCACCCAGGAGCUAGGGACGUGGCUGAGGGAAGAAUGGGGGCGGGCGCUGCCGGACGUUCUCCAGAACGACAGGCUGCGCUUCGUCCUGAAUAAGUUCGUCUGCCGUCGGUUCGACAACAGCUGGGCUUACCGCCGCCUCUACCUCCCGCCGAGCCAGCCGGGGGACCUCAUCAGGCCGGGCCUCUUCCAGGGCACCCACAACGCCUACAGCCUGGAGGUGGUCCUGCUCAGCUUCCACGGGGAGCACGCCAGGGUCACGAAGGUCACGGGUGACCGCCACGUCCCCGCCGGGCAGCAGGUGCUGGAGAUCCACCUCGGGCGCCGCAUCCAGCUGCCCCAUUGCUUCAGUGAGUACCCCCGCCUGAUCCAGGAGGUGCAUGAGCAGGUGAUCCGGGAGCAGCAGCAGCGAGAAGACAGGACCGAGGAUGGCGAGGGCCAUGGCUGGCUGAGCCCCGUGCAGCCCGGUGUCGGGGAGUCCCCGGCUGCAGCUCUGGCAGAGCAGCCCGUGCAGUUUGUUCUGCCUGCGGGCAUGAGCUCAGGAAUCCAGAACUACCCCCGGACCUGCAGGAUGUGUUUCUACGGCUUCGCCUACACACAGCGCAUCCCCGGAGUCUUCCUCCUGUUCGACGAGGAUCACUUCGGGUUCAUCUGGCUGUACCCCAACUGCCUCAGCCUGUACCACAGAGUCCAGGUCACCUUCCCGAAUGCCGAGGCGCCGUCCCCACAGGCCUUCCAGGAGAUGCUCGAGAACAUUCAGUCCCCGUCCCCUGCCUUCAGGCCACCUUGGGGCGAAGAGGCUUCAGAGGAAGAGUAG